Molecule: messenger RNA, 2864 nt
Organism: Hemibagrus wyckioides
Lineage: Eukaryota; Metazoa; Chordata; Actinopteri; Siluriformes; Bagridae
Product: ectonucleotide pyrophosphatase/phosphodiesterase family member 3
Exons: 25
Coding region: 154-2757 (867 amino acids)
Biological process (GO): nucleoside triphosphate catabolic process
Molecular function (GO): nucleoside triphosphate diphosphatase activity; metal ion binding; nucleic acid binding
Source: RefSeq, a predicted model, not a curated record
CACACACACGCACACGCACACACGCACACAAACACCUUCAAGGAUCCAGAGUUCAUGCCUGAACACUUCUCAAACAUUUAUUAUUUGUUAUCUUUUCUCACAUUCUGAUCUCCUGCAGUUCAUUCUAGCAACAAGGACACGUCGUAGACCAGCAUGGACUUCAGAAAGACUCAGAUAAACAAGAGGAAAUGCAUUAUUAUUGGCAUUUUAGCUGCAUCUGUUGUGACCAUCAUAUUAGGACUGGGUCUAGGGCUUGGACUUCAGCUGCAACAGUGCAAGAACAAGUUGCCUAAUUCAUGUCGGAACCGCUGUUAUGAGCCAUACGAUCAUGAGUCUUCAGCCUGUCGUUGUGAUGCACAGUGUGCGAACAGUAACAGCUGUUGCUAUGACUUUUCAGACAUCUGUCUCCAGCCGAUUGAGAGCUGGGAUUGUACGCCAUUACGCUGUGGUGAAAAGCGGAUAUCAGGUAGUAAGUGUCACUGCUCUUCUGACUGUGUGAGUGCUGGAGACUGCUGUACAAACUAUGGCAUUGUUUGCAAUGGAAUGACGCCAUGGGUUCAGGAUCAGUGUGUGAAAUUGAGCAGCCCUAAGUGUCCUCCUAAAUUUAAGAGGCAGCCUCUACUUCUCAUUAGUCUUGAUGGAUUAAGAGCAGAGUAUCAGCACACAUGGAGCUCCCUCAUUCCAGUCUUGGACAAGCUACGAAAAUGUGGGACAUCUUCUGCGUUUAUGCAGCCUGUAUUUCCAAGUAAAACCUUCCCUAACCACUACUCCAUUGUUACGGGUCUGUACUCCGAGUCUCACGGUUUAGUAGAUAACAACAUGUACGACCCUGUAUUUAAUGCCUCGUUCAGUCUCUCUAAUGCAGAGAAGGACAAAGCCAGGUGGUACCUAGGACAACCGAUCUGGCUCACGGUGAUGGAUCAGGGUCUGCGAGCAGGAACCUUCUUCUGGCCAGGAUCAGAUGUUCAAAUAAAUGGAACUUUCCCAAAUAUAUAUGAGAAAUAUAAUGGAACAAUUCCCUUCGAGCAGAGGGUUUUGACAGUUUUGAAGUGGUUACAGAUGCCUGAUGAUCAGCGUCCUGAUUUCUACACACUGUAUCUGGAGGAGCCAGAUAAAUCAGGACACAACUUUGGACCUGUCAGUGGAGGGUUAAUCAGCGCAAUCCAAGGAGUGGACAAUGUGAUUGGACAGCUGAUGAACGGACUCAAACAGCUCGAGCUGCACGAGUGCAUCAACAUCAUCAUUGUAGCUGAUCAUGGAAUGGCAGAAACAAGCUGCAACCGAAUGGAGGUUCUACAGAAUUUCAUAGGUGAUGUCUCACAUCUCUAUGUGAAUGAGGGACCUUUUGGUCGAAUCAGAGCAGUAAAUGAAACAGCCACCUUUGAUGCUGAAGGCUUAGUGGCCAAGAUGACGUGUAAGAAGCCUGAUCAGAAGAUAAAGCCCUACCUCAAACCCCAUCUGCCCAAACGUUUCCAUUAUGCACACAACAGACGCAUCGAGGACAUCAAUGUGCUUGUUGACUCACUCUGGCUGUUUGAGAGAUAUCCAGGUUCUCUCCGGUUUUGCUCUGGUGGAAAUCAUGGAUAUGACAAUGAUGACCCUAACAUGCAGGCAAUGUUUCUUAGUUAUGGCCCCAAGUUCAAUUUCCAGACUGAGGUGGAGCCGUUCUCCAACAUCGAGCUGUAUAAUCUUAUGUGUGAUAUCUUAGAAAUCACUCCAGCACCUAACAAUGGGACUCAUGGAAGUCUGAACCAUCUGCUGCACUCUCCAUCCUACACACCUCAACCUCCAGUGGAGCAGAGUGAACCAGGCCAGUGUCCGCUAACCAGCCUGGAGCCCACCAACCCACUCGGCUGCUCCUGCCAUGCCCUGGAUGGCAUCACACUAAACUCUCGCCUGAACCUGUCUGAUGCUGAAGUGUCUAAGAGUGUGAGCACACAUCUGCUGUUUGGCCGACCGCAUGUGCUGCAGUCCAACUUGGAAUACUGUGUCCUGCAUCAUCACGGAUUUAUCAGCGCGUACAGCAAACACCAGCUCAUGCCUCUCUGGAGCUCAUUCACUGUGGAAAAACAGGCUGGAGGUGGUUCUGGCUCUUUGCCUGCAGUGAUACCAGACUGUCUGAGAGCUGAUGUGAGAAUCCAAGCCAAUCAGAGUCCUACAUGUAAUGAGUACAACAGCAGCGCUAAUGUUACAUACGCCUUCCUCUAUCCACCCAAUCUUAACAGCACAGCAGAAGAGCAAUAUGAUGGUCUGACCUUGAGUAACGUGGUUCCCAUGUACCCAGCAUUUAAGAGAGUUUGGCAGUAUUUACACAAUGUUUUGCUGCUGAAGUAUUCCUCGCAGUAUAACAGCAUAAACGUGGUGACAGGACCUGCGUUUGAUUAUAACUUCGAUGGACAGUUUGACACUGCAGACCAAAUCAAACAGUUUGUUACAGGAACUCGUAUCCCGAUCCCCACUCAUUACUUUGCCAUCUUGACAAGCUGCUCGGACUCAAAUCAGACAGUGGGCGAGUGUAAGGGAGAAUUACACACAGUGUCAUUUUUAAUGCCACACCGACCUGACAACUCUGAGAGCUGCAUGAGCAACCAGGAUGAGUCGAAGUGGGUAGAGGACUUGCUUUGGUUCCACCAGUCACGUGUCAGAGACAUCGAAUGGAUCACGGGACUGGAUUUCUUUGAGAAAAGUGCCCGACCGUUCCCUGAGAUUCUGCGGAUAAAGACUCGGCCAACAGCCGCUAUUCACAGGAAGCAGUGAUUUCUUCCAUUAUUUAUACAGCCAUGAAAUAGAUCUUAGUGAUUAAAUAAGCCUGAAUAUUCACUGACCAAUGCACUGAACUCAUUUGUCCUCAUGUUUAUUCUCAG